This is a messenger RNA of Haplochromis burtoni (Burton's mouthbrooder), 6059 nucleotides long. RefSeq names its product monocarboxylate transporter 2. Gene Ontology annotation, molecular function: monocarboxylic acid transmembrane transporter activity. Gene Ontology annotation, cellular component: membrane. The record is from RefSeq and is a predicted model, not a curated record. Gene Ontology annotation, biological process: transmembrane transport; monocarboxylic acid transport. The transcript has 5 exons. NCBI's taxonomy places the organism in Eukaryota, Metazoa, Chordata, Actinopteri, Cichliformes, Cichlidae. Bases 1532 to 2971 code for a protein of 479 amino acids.
UAGCUGCUGUGUCACAAUAGUGGAAAGCUAUGCCAGGUCAUUUACAUUCACUGGACACUUAGUGAGCAGUUGAACAGAUGUAACUUAUCUGCUCAGCUAAUCACAUGGCAGUAGUUUAACACUUUGAGACUUGCAAACAUCGUCCAGAAGACCUGGUGGACUCUAAACUGAGCAUAAGAAUGGGGAAGAAGGGUGGUUUUAAUGGCUUAGCGUGUGCAAUGGUUGGUGCCAGAUAGGCUUGUUUCAGUGUUUCUAACUACUGAAAUACUGGGAUUUUCCUGCAUGACCAUCUAUAGGGUUUACAGAAAAUGGCCUAACAAAGAGAAGGUGUCCACUAUUGGACGAUGCCUUGAUGCCAGAGGUCAGAGGAGAAUGCCUAGUGUUCUUUGAGUUGAUAGGAUUAUAAAAAAGUAGCUUAAAUGAUCAGUUUUUAGACCCAAGGUAUGCAGAAGAGCAUCUCUGAAUUCACAACAUGUCAAACCUUGAGGCAGAUAGGUUAGAAAAGCAGAAGACCGCUCCUGUCAGCUAAGAACAGGAAGAUUAUGCUGUGUGCUGUGACAUUUGGUAGGGUUAGAGUUUGCUGUCCAUGGUCUAUGCAUGGAUCCUUUUUGCCCCAUAUCAACAGUUCAGGCAGCUGUUUGUAGUGUAAUGGUGUCAGGGUUAUUUAUUUAUUUAUUUUUGGCACAUCCUGAGCCCCUUAUUGCAACUGAGCAUAAUUUAAACACCAACAGCCUCCAUGAGUAUUAUUGCCAACCAUAUCCAUCCCUUUAUGGCUAUAAUGUACCCAUCUUCAGAUGGCUGCUCCCAGCAGGAUAAUAUGCCACGCCACAAAGUUCAGAUCAUCUUGAACUGGUUUUUUCUUGACUGUACUCAAAUGACCUCCACAGUUAGCAGAUCUCAGUUCAGUAAAGCACAUUUGAGAUCAGAAAUAUUUCCAGCACCUUGUUGAAUCUGUGCAAUAAAGUUUUAAAGCACUUCUGAAGGCAAGAGUGGGUCCAAUCCAGUACUAGAAAGCUAUACCUAAUAAAGUGUCCAGUCUGUGUGUAUUUCACCGGGUAGAAGAGGCGGAUCUUGAGUAGUUAGAUUAUGACCUCAAUUUAUAAUGGGAUGGGUCAGAUUAACUCAUUUUGGCUUGGAAAACGCCUGAAAACCAUCAUUAAGUAUAUGAAAACAUUUUAUGUCUGCCAAAGGUAAAGGACACACAGCCGUAACAGCUUUCUUCCUGUUGUAAUAGCUUAGUAGUUGUAGAAUUUAGUUUUUCCUUCGGCUGUCAUACUGAAUGCCGCCGCAAACAGCAGUGUGGCUGAAAAACGCAGAGGAGUUUGUGAAUUUAGUGAAUCGGAUCACCUCGGGCCCAUGUGUGCGACAUGUGACCAGCAGUCAAAUAAAGCAGUAGGCUGGUGAAACUUUGGUCAGGAACUUCGUAAAGAGAGGCUGCGCAGACGCUCAGUGAACGGUAAGAUGCAGUCAGGCUUUCUGCAGUAUAUCCACACACGCUGGUUAACCGGUUUCUUUGUCCACGUGGUGGAACAUGCCUCCUGCUCCAGCAGAUGUUUUGGGCUCCAAGCCCCUGGAUGGCGGUUGGGGCUGGAUGGUGGUGAUUGGGGCCCAUAUUUCCAUUGGGUUUGCCUACUCCACACCCAAAGCCCUUUCCAUUUUCUUUAAAGACAUUCAAGAAGACUUGCAGGCUGGCUACAGUGAAAUAGCAUGGAUUUCCUCUAUUAUGCUAGCUGCCAUGUAUGCAGGAGGACCGGUGAGCAGCAUGUUGGUCAAUCGUUUUGGGAGCCGACCAAUUGUCAUCAUGGGUGGACUGAUGUGUGGAGUGUCUAUGGUAACCGCAUCUUUUGGGAGCUCCAUCGCUUAUCUCUACUUCUGCAUUGGCGUCAUUGGAGGUUGUGGACUCGCCUUUAACCUGAAUGCAUCUCUCACCAUCAUCAGUAAAUAUUUUCUGGCCAGGCGUCCUUUAGCCAAUGGACUUGCUAUGGCUGGCAGUCCAGUGUUCCUUUGUUUCCUGGCUCCUCUUAACCAAUAUCUACUGGGCACAUAUGGCUGGAGAGGAAGCCUCCUUAUCCUGGGGGGUCUGAUGCUCAACUGUUGUGUUGCUGGAGCCCUCAUGCGACCUGUUUGUAAGACACUCGCUUGUGCACCGCAGCAAAACGUGGAUCGGCCAAAUAAGUGCAAGACUAAGAUAAAAGGAAGCUGUGUGAAGAACACAAAGAAGUUUGUGGAUCUGUCCUUUUUCAGGGACAGGGGCUUUGUCAUUUACCUAAUAGGAAAUGUCAUGUUCAUCUUUGGAGCGUAUGCACCCAUUGUGUUCCUGUCUACCUAUGCUGUUAGCCAAGGUGUUGAGAAGUACUCUGCGGCCUACCUGCUCUCCAUUAUGGGCUUUGUUGACAUGUUUGUUCGACCCGGCACUGGCCUGGUAGCCAACAGCAAGUGGAUCAGGCCUAGAAUUCAGUACUUCUUCAGCUUUGCCAUGGUUUUUAAUGGAACGUGCCAUUUGCUGUGCCCUCUGAUGAGGAGCUAUACCCUCCUGGUGGUCUACGCAGUAUUUUUUGGUGUGGGGUUUGGGAUGGUUUUCGCCCUGAUAUUUGAAUGCCUCAUGGAUCUGAUGGGAAAUCAGCGCUUUCCCAGCGCCGUUGGACUUGUCACGAUCGUGGAGUGCUUCCCCAUGCUGCUGGGACCACCUGCUGCAGGGUUACUGGUAGACAUCUUUGGCGACUACAAGUACCUUUUCCUCAUGUGUGGCUCAGUCAUCACGACUGGCGGGCUUUUUCUCUUCGUCAUGAACAUCUACAACUACCACAUGCUGGAGAAAGAAAAGAGAGCUAAAGACCGAGAGCGUAACCAAACUAACAUAGAGAACCAGGAGCAGAUGAGCAUCUCAGCGGCAGAGAUGGAGCAGCCUGAAGCUGAGGAGACGGAGAUGAGCGCAGCCCAGCAGGACCCAGAGAGCGCCGAAACAAAAUGAAAUGUGAUUGCUUUAUUUAGCGUGAAUGCAGCGGGGUGAUAGUUGUAGCUGUACAGGUUGAUCUUAGCACAGAUUGCUUUCUGCUUGCUCGCACUCAUUUUUAACAGACUGAUUUAUUCGUUCAGUCAGUCGGCAAUUACUUUGACUUUUGAUGAACUGUAAAGUCUUUCAACCAGCAGACAACACAGAGACUACAGCCAUGCUAACAGGUUGUAUAGCAACUUGAGCUAAUUGCUAAUAUCGGCGCGCAAAGCUGCUUAACAUUGUUAAACGUGGAGAUUUCUCACUGGUAUAGAUUUGACUAUAUUCACCAUGUUAGCUUAGUGUGUUUCCUUUUUUUUACCGUAAUUACUUUUGCUAAUUAGCACAAGGUAGAGCUAAAGCUGAUGGAAGUUUUGCUGUACAAGCCAUACAUGAACAACUUUGACCUGAUUAUGGCUCUUGAUGAAGAAUUGAAGAUGGUUAACCAAUUUUUUUUGAAAGUUUAAAAGUUUUUUUCCUGUGCAUGUGAGUUUGUGCAGCCUGUAAGUAAAUAUCAGUAUUGGGUCAAGUUUUUUUUAAAUGAGAAAUGCAUCUUGUUGGAGUACCUGUUGUGUUACCAAAAACGAAACCAUUUUUGCAAUUCAUUCUUGAUCCUGCCAGUUAUUUUGUUCUGAAGGCACAACUCUUAUUAUACAUUAACCUUUUGAUUUGUCUUGAUCUACCUCAUUGCAAACCGAUAUGAGUGCCUUUUACUCUGUAAACAACAAAAAGCUGUUUGUUUUUCCACAGAGUAGGAUGGGGAACUAAAACUAGAAGUUAUUAUUUCUGAGUUGACUCACUGGCACCUCUUUAUCAGUGGACCUCGCCAGCAGCUGUGUUGUGAAGCUGUUGUGCUUUUUCACAUUUCAAGCAGCGCUGUUUGUAGCUGAGAGACAUUGUUUUCUCAGACACAGUCUGUGAUUUCUUGUAUUGUUGUUCUUUUUUCUGCACAAUUGAAAAGUGAUGCGAAUAUUUACUGUAAAAAAUGUAAAUUCUGGAAUUUACAGUUUGUUGAUCAGGUGAUGUUGUCAAAAUGAUAUGAUGCUACCCUGUGCAUCAAGUUUGGUUGAACUCUUGAUGGUUCAGGAGGGGUUUGUGGACAGACAGAGAUUUCUGUUUUUAUAGUAAGUUACAGCAAAUCUCAUGUUUUUAUUAUUUUCCUCAGUAUGCUUCGAGGUUACAUGACACUUUCUAGAAAAUGAGUAAAUUAUCCCACAGCACUAAGGCCACACAGAGGAAGAAAAACUGUGACAGUGAUUCUUAAAAUGAAAUGAAAUUGUAUUUUCUGUCUUUUUAUAUAAUGCGCUAGUAAUGCAGAUGUGUCUGGGAUUUUCUUUUUUGUUUACUGGGUUAAAAAAAAGUUACAUUUGAGUAGUAAUGGAUGGAAAAGAUGCCAUGAAUUGCAAAUGUGUUAUGUUACCCGUGACAACAAAGAAAUAAAAGAGCACUGUCACAAAGUACAAAGCUAAGACCUUUAGCUAUAUGUCAAACUUUAGCUGCUCUAAACAGCUAAUUUCUCUCCUGUUUAAAUAUCAGUCAUCUCUUUAACAUUCAUGGGGAAAUUAUGACCAGCAUGUUUUACUAAUUUACAGUCAUCUGUCCACUCUGUCAGCUCUCUAGAGGUAUGACAUUUGUACAACUGCACCUGCCUGGACUCUGGAGCAAUGUUGAAUUGUGUACUUUCCUUUAAACCUGUGAUGUUUUUCCAUCGUUGUUUUCACUGUACUGAAAACACUGAUAUUUUGUUGUAGUAUUGCACAUGCAGUGAUUACAUUUUAUAACUUCUACUUUCUGUAUGUGAAAUACUGUGUCUGCUGGUCCAUAUUUUUCCAUUUUUUUUGGUUGGUCUUUGUAAAGUCUGUAAAGUUUAAACAUACACUAACAAAGCCCGUUGUUGUAGUCUUAAACUGACUUUAAUUCUGUAAUCAACAGCACAUGAUAACACCUUUUUAACCUUUUUAACCGUUUGUCAGUAUUUAUUCAUUUCAAGCUGAAUCACAAACUAACGAGUGCCCCAAAAUGAUGCCAUAAUUUUGUGUUGACAUUUAGCAGUCACAUUUAUUUUAUGGAGAAAAUGUUAAUCGAUUUAAUGCUAUGUAUUUGCUUUUCUUUAUCUGAGUAACAAUUUUAAGGUUUACUUUUCGAAACUGUUCUGAUUCUUUUGAAAUUUACACACCAGAUCUGACAUAUUUUUAAGAUGUGCGAAUUGUACCAAUAAUGGUAGAUGACACUAUGUGGUUUAUAUAUGUAGAUGAUUAUUUAGGUCUUCAAAUGAGAAAGAAGGAUGAAUAGCCCUGUUUAAUUUCCCUCCUCACUUUUUGCACUAUCCAGCGUGCUUUUUUUGCAUUUCACUUUCAUCCGGUGAUGCUCAAGAAAUGCCAUCAAAUCAAGAUGUAACGUGCAGCUUUUUCAAUGUUGGCGCCUGUGUCCAAUUUUUCACGACAAUUAGAAAACUGGGGAACAAGUUUGGAAAUGUCAGCCGCUUAAGGGUGUGAGCGCCUAAUGAACCAAAGCCCGGCUGUUCCAGGCUAGUGCUCCUGUGUGCGGCCUCACACGCAUCAGCAAAUCAGUGGGCCAAUAAAUUAGAAGUGCACAGGCGAGUACAGAUACACACGUGUUUGCUAUCUCCUGUCCCUUUGCUGAGUAUUAUACAAGGUCUUUGGACAUGACAAGGUGGAAAGGUACCCGAGAGACGAGGCUGCGGUUGCAGCGGCCAGGAAUCCGUUUGUCAUUAUUAUAUUCACUCUCACCUCGUGCUCCCCUCUGGCCUCCUGACCCUCCUCUACAGGCUGCCCUUCUCAUAAUGUUUGUUCCUGUGGAGUUCCAUAAAUGUUGUCCUCCAUGCCCAAUGGUAAAAAAAACACAAGACUUCUGGAUCUCCAGAGGGUCUUGGAGGUGGUCCAAUGACUAGGCAAUGCUGGGUGAAAAGUGCUGUGGAGCAAAAAAUAAACAGCCGUGAAUAAAAUGGCUUGAGGGUAGUUUACACUUCUGCAUUGCUGUUUAGUAAUUUCACAGUUAAUGCAAUGUUAUGUGAUCAUGAUCUCAAUAAACACGGGCUACGUCCUUA